Dovyalis caffra is the source of this 420-nucleotide messenger RNA. The record is from the annotation of a GenBank genome assembly. NCBI's taxonomy places the organism in Eukaryota, Viridiplantae, Streptophyta, Magnoliopsida, Malpighiales, Salicaceae.
AUGGAGUUUCACAAAGGAGAGAAAGUAGAAGUAUGCAGCAAACAACAAGGCUUUCUCGGGUCAUAUUAUGCGGCGACUGUGGUCAAGAAACUUGACACCGAUUCUUAUGCAGUGCAGUACGAGAACUUAGUGGAAGAGGAAGAUAUGUCUAAGUUGCUGAUAGAGAGAGUGUCUGCUGAUGAGGUGAGGCCAGUGCCACCGAGGAUCAAAUUUGGAAGUGGGUUUUCUAUGUUUGAUAAGGUUGAUGUUUUUGACAAUGAUGGGUGGUGGGUUGGCAAGGUUACUGGACGGAGAGGGUCUCUGUAUUUUGUGUACUUUGAUACUACAGGGGAGGAGAUUGCCUACCAUGUUUCAAAGUUGAGGAUUCACCUGGAUUGGGUUAAUGACAGUUGGGUUUCUUCAAAGAGGAUGGUUUCUUGA